This is a messenger RNA of Leptopilina heterotoma, 2912 nucleotides long. RefSeq names its product V-type proton ATPase 116 kDa subunit a1 (gene Vha100-1). Lineage: Eukaryota; Metazoa; Arthropoda; Insecta; Hymenoptera; Figitidae. The transcript has 3 exons. Gene Ontology annotation, cellular component: vacuolar proton-transporting V-type ATPase, V0 domain; plasma membrane; vacuolar proton-transporting V-type ATPase complex. The coding region runs from base 207 to 2717 and encodes 836 amino acids. Gene Ontology annotation, biological process: vacuolar acidification; proton transmembrane transport. Gene Ontology annotation, molecular function: ATPase binding; proton-transporting ATPase activity, rotational mechanism. The record is from RefSeq and is a predicted model, not a curated record.
UGUUCAAAGAUUUCUCUUUUUGACGUCAAUACGGGAUACGGUCUCGAUGUCUCGUGACAAUGGUUAGGUAUUGAUCAUCUGAUAGAAUAAAGGAAGUGGGUGUUUUUCUUCCGAGGAAGGAGAAAAACAAACUGAUGAACAUUGCUUCGGUCUAUUUUCCUUGAUCCCCGGUAUUAACUCCAGAGAAGUUUUAAUCAACUACCAAGAUGGGAUCUCUAUUCAGAAGUGAGGAAAUGGCAUUGUGUCAACUCUUUCUACAGAGUGAAGCUGCAUACGCUUGUGUAUCGGAACUGGGAGAACUGGGACUUGUACAAUUCCGAGAUCUCAAUCCAGAUGUAAAUGCAUUCCAACGUAAAUUUGUAAACGAAGUCCGCCGAUGUGAUGAAAUGGAACGCAAACUGCGUUAUUUAGAAAAGGAAAUAAAAAAGGACGGCAUUCCAAUGCUUGAUACAGGAGACAAUCCUGAAGCACCCCAACCACGUGAAAUGAUUGAUUUAGAAGCGACUUUCGAGAAACUAGAGAAUGAACUGCGAGAAGUGAAUCAGAAUGCCGAGGCUCUUAAACGAAAUUUCCUCGAACUAACCGAACUGAAGCAUAUUCUUCGCAAAACACAAGUCUUCUUCGACGAGCAAGAGCACGCUGGUUUAAAUUCCACUGAAUCGAUGACACGAGCCUUAAUCAGUGACGACAAUAUCGCUCGACAGUCGACGCUCGGUCCUGUUCAGCUGGGUUUCGUCGCCGGAGUCAUUCUCAGAGAGCGAAUUCCAGCCUUCGAGAGGAUGUUGUGGCGAGCGUGUCGAGGAAACGUAUUUCUCCGUCAGGCGGAAAUCGAAACUCCCCUUGAAGAUCCAACAACUGGAGACAAAGUCUACAAAUCGGUUUUCAUCAUUUUCUUCCAAGGUGAUCAGUUGAAAACUCGCGUUAAAAAAAUCUGCGAAGGAUUCCGAGCAACAUUGUACCCCUGUCCUGAAGCUCCGACAGAUCGACGAGAAAUGGCAAUGGGCGUCAUGACAAGAAUCGAAGACUUAAACACUGUCCUGGGUCAGACUCAAGACCAUCGCCAUCGAGUUCUCGUCGCUGCUGCCAAAAACCUCAAGAAUUGGUUCAUCAAAGUCCGGAAGAUCAAAGCAAUUUAUCAUACGUUGAACCUUUUUAAUUUAGACGUUACUCAAAAGUGUCUAAUUGCAGAAUGUUGGGUGCCACUUUUGGAUAUCGAGAGCAUUCAACUGGCUUUGCGUCGAGGAACCGAGCGCAGCGGCAGUUCCGUUCCACCCAUUCUGAACCGAAUGGACACCUUCGAAGAUCCACCGACGUACAAUCGCACAAAUAAAUUUACCAGUGGAUUCCAAGCGUUAAUAGACGCCUACGGUGUUGCGUCUUAUAGAGAAAUGAAUCCUGCACCUUAUACUAUAAUCACUUUUCCAUUUUUAUUCGCCAUUAUGUUCGGCGACACUGGACAUGGUCUCAUCAUGUUUCUAUUUGGGGCCUGGAUGGUCUUGAAGGAGAAGCCUCUUGCGGCAAAGAAAUCAGAUAACGAAAUUUGGAACAUUUUCUUUGGCGGACGUUACAUCAUCUUUCUGAUGGGGCUGUUUUCCAUGUACACGGGGUUGAUAUACAACGAUGUUUUCUCCAAGUCCCUGAAUAUAUUUGGAUCCUAUUGGAGCGUGAAUUAUGAUUUGAAAGUUCUCCAAGACAAUCCGCACUUACAGUUGAAUCCAAAUUCAACAGACUAUUCCAAAUAUCCGUAUCCGUUUGGAAUGGACCCCAUUUGGCAGUUGGCUGAGAACAAGAUCAUUUUUCUAAAUUCUUACAAAAUGAAAAUUUCCAUUAUCUUCGGGGUCAUUCACAUGUUCUUUGGAAUUAUGGUCGGUUUCUGGAAUCAUAUGUACUUUAAAAAGAGAUUGAACAUCAUUUGCGAGUUUAUACCGCAAAUUAUUUUCCUGUUGUUUUUGUUCUUCUACAUGGUUCUUCUGAUGUUUAUCAAGUGGAUCAAGUACUAUCCGUACGGCGACGAGCAGCACGGACCAUAUUGUGCUCCCUCGGUUCUAAUCACUUUCAUAAACAUGGUUCUGUUCAAUAAAAGUGUGCGUCGUGAGCCAUGCGACGAGAAUAUGUACGCUGGUCAGCAGGGGCUGCAAAAAUUCUUGGUAGUCAUCGCUCUUCUUUGCAUUCCCUGGAUGCUGUUCGCAAAACCAUUCAUGAUGAUUCAGGAGAGGAAGAAGCAGCACUAUCAACUCAAUAAUCAUGGAACGGAAAAUGGAGAUGUUGAAGGUGCUAGUGGAAAUCAACAGGUACAGAUGCAAAAUGUUCAAAAGAAUGAGGAGGAGGAUAUGAGCGAGGUCUUUAUUCAUCAAGGUAUUCAUACUAUUGAGUACGUUCUCGGAAGUGUCUCUCACACUGCUUCGUACCUUCGAUUGUGGGCCUUGUCCCUGGCUCAUGCACAACUUUCCGAAGUAUUAUGGAAUAUGGUAAUGAAAAAUGGAUUAGUUAAGGAAGGUUGGCUCGGCGGAUUUUUCCUCUGGGCCAUUUUUGCCUUUUGGGCAGUUUUAACGGUUGGUAUUUUGGUUUUAAUGGAGGGCUUGUCCGCCUUCCUUCACACACUCAGGCUCCACUGGGUGGAAUUCCAGAGCAAGUUUUAUGCUGGUAUGGGUUACAGCUUUCAACCUUUUUCAUUUGAACUAAUUCUUGACUCUGCUCAAGCAACAGGGGAAGAAUAAAAACUUUUAUUUCGUUUAAAAAAUUAAUUGUAUAAAUACUUAUAUAAAUAGGAUGUAAUUUUGAUUUAAUCGCCCAAAUGAACAGAUUAAAAGCAUUUUAAGUUUAAUUUAUGUUAUUAUUAUACUAUAUAUAUAAAUAUAAAUGUUCCCCAAAAUUGAAAAUAAAAACCAUUCUGAUAUAUAUACACACAAGAA